Messenger RNA from Drosophila nasuta, 246 nucleotides. RefSeq lists its product as uncharacterized. NCBI's taxonomy places the organism in Eukaryota, Metazoa, Arthropoda, Insecta, Diptera, Drosophilidae. The record is from RefSeq and is a predicted model, not a curated record. The coding region runs from base 29 to 199 and encodes 56 amino acids. The transcript has 2 exons.
GCCAGUUGCAUUUCUCGCUGGGCUCAAGAUGUGGACGGUUUUAUUAAUGAUCGUCUGCUUGUGGACCUUAGCAGCUUCUGCUCCCCUAUGGAGUCCCGAACAAGUGGGUGAUUAUUUUAAUGGCAUCUUUCGCUCUGUUGUUGGGCCGCUUUUUGGCCUAGACGAUGGCAAUAAUAAUACUACACCACCCAGUAACUAAUUAAACUCGAGCUUACCGCACCAAUCCAAAAGGCACCGGCAACUUCU